AUGACGAGGGACCACUUCGAUGAGCUGCUCGGGAAAGUUGGCCCUCUCAUCACGCGAGCCGACACAGGGAUGAGGUUGGCAAUCGGACCUGCUGAGCGGCUCGCUAUCUGCCUCCGUUAUCUGGCUACUGGUGACUCCUACAGGACCAUUGCUUUCAGUUACCGGGUUGGCCGGUCGACUGUGUCUGGCAUCAUCUGGGAGGUUGCCAGGGCCAUCUGGACUGCCCUGAUUGAGGAGACCAUGCCUGUACCAACCACGGAGGACUGGAGGGAAAUUGCAGCUGUGUUCCAGGAGCGCUGGCAGUUCCCAAAUUGCAUCGGGGCUAUCGACGGAAAGCAUGUGGUGCUGCAGUCUCCAGCGAAUUCGGGGUCUUUGUUCUUUAAUUACAAGUCCACCUACUCCCUGGUACUCCUGGCGGUUGUUGAUGCCAACUACCUGUUCCGUGUAGUCGACGUAGGAGGCUAUGGCAGGAGCAGUGACAGUGGCACUCUGCGCAACUCUGCUUUUGGUGAGGGCCUGCGAGAUGGCACACUUGGCAUUCCGGUAGAUGCCAUCAUCACUGGGGCAGAAGAGCGUGGCCCACUCCCAUUCGUGUUUGUCGGAGAUGAAGCCUUCCCCUUGACAACAAACCUGCUGCGUCCAUUUCCUGGUCGUCAAGUGCCACUGCAGAGGAGAGUUUAUAACUAUCGCCUCAGCCGGGCAAGGUUGGUGGUUGAAUGCGCUUUUGGCAUCCUCUCUGCUAGGUGGCGCAUGUAUCGCCGUGUCAUCGCCACCAGCCCUGAGGUAGCAGAGGCAUGUGUCAAGGCCACAUGUGUGUUGCACAACUUCCUCCGGAUCAAGAGUCUUGAGAAGGAGAGGAGAAGAGGCACACAGCGCGAGCCAGAAGAUCUUGAUGACCCCGACUCUGCUCCUCCUGUGGCACCUGUGGACCUUGGGCCCCCGGAAUCUCUGCGCAACGCCCCAAGAUUAGGCUCAAACAACGCCAGCCGUAGAGCCAUCGAGUUGCGCGAGACGUUCUGCUCCUACUUCAAUGAGGAGGGGACCGUCUACUGGUGUGCCACUGAGUCGGACUGCAGUGCACUUUUGCGGCUGGCUAGCUGGCUGGGACCUGGCUGCUGGCGGCCGGGGCCUGGCUGGCUGGCUGGCUUGGACCGACCUGGCAGAGAUCGGGCUGCUGGUGGCGGAUACCGGGCUGCUGCUAGUGGCGGAGACCUGGCUGCUGCUGGUGGCUGGGGUCAGGCUGCUGCUGGUGGCUGGGAUCUGGGUGACUGCGACCUGGCUGGCUGGGAUCUGGGUGACUGCGACCUGGCUGGCUGGGAUCUGGGUGACUGCGACCUGGGUGACUGCGACCUGGCUGGCUGGGACCUGGCUGGCUGGGAGCUGGCUGGCUAG
Sardina pilchardus (European sardine) is the source of this 1392-nucleotide messenger RNA. RefSeq lists its product as uncharacterized. The transcript has 4 exons. Bases 1 to 1392 code for a protein of 463 amino acids. The record is from RefSeq and is a predicted model, not a curated record. Lineage: Eukaryota; Metazoa; Chordata; Actinopteri; Clupeiformes; Clupeidae.